UCCGUUUGUAUCUCUAGAGUUUCACUUCAUAGCUACAACUUUGAGAAGACCAUCAUCAAUUUCAUUUCUUUCUUGUGUUUGUAGUUCUUAAGUAGUUAAUUCUGUUAAGUAUGAAUAGUGAAAUAGUAGCAGCGGAACAAAACAUUGCGAUACAUAUAACAGAAGAACACCAAGUCUUGGCAGAUUCUAUUAAACAAAAGCUGGAGUCAAUUCCAUCUGCCACGACCCAAUGUUCAAUUUAUCGAGUGCACGAGAAGUUUCGGAAAAUAAACGAGUUUGCCUACACGCCUGAAAUGAUCUCCAUCGGACCGCUCCAUCGCAGAACAGAUAGUUUAGCAGCAAUGGAAGAUCAUAAGUUACGGUAUGUUGAUGCGUUACUUUCUCGAACCACGUCCAUAGGGCCAAAUAAGCUGGAAGAGUGUGUUGCAUAUGUCAAAAGAAUUGAAGAUGAAGCUCGAAAGUGUUACUCGGAACCCAUUGACCUAAGUAAAGAUAAAUUCGUAGAAAUGAUGGUGAUUGAUGGUCUGUUCAUGAUUGAAUUGUUUAGAAGAAGUGCGGGCUACAUCAAGAUUGGACAAGAUGAUCCCAUUUUUGGUAAAAUCUGGGGUUUGUCGAGUUUAGUUCGUGAUUUGAUUUUACUUGAAAACCAACUUCCUAUGGUUGUUCUUAACUGCUUGUUCAAUGUCCCAGCACUAAAAGAAGAGUUGAAAGGUGUUCCUCUAAACAUUCUUGCUUUGCAAUUCUUCGAUCAAUUGAUGCCGCGAGGUAAACAAGUUAUCCAGACAAAUUUCUCGGGUAGUGAAGGAAAACAUUUGCUCGAUCUCCUAGGAAAAACAUUCCACGAUUUACUGCCUAAAGAUGGUAAAGGAAAGAAAAAUUUGUGGAAAUCUAUACCUAAUGUAACAGAGUUAAAACGUGUAGGAGUAAAAUUCGUAAUAAGCUCUACGAAUUGCAGUUUCUUGAAUAUCAAAUUCAAGGAUGGAGUUAUGGAAAUCCCUUCCGUAAUUAUUCAAGAUCAAACUGAUACAUUGUUAAGAAAUUUUAUUGCUUCUGAACAAUGUUGUGAAGGGCAUGUUACUUACAUGACUUCAUAUGCUUUUUUAAUGGAUAGUUUGAUUAACUCAGGACAAGAUGUCGGGGUUCUUCGUAAGCAAGGCAUCCUAAAAAAUUAUCUAGGCGACGACGAAGCUGUUGCUGCUCUCUUUAACAAGCUUUGCUGUGAGGUAACUCUGGCAAACUUCUAUUACUCUGAGUUAUGUGAUGAAGUGAAUACAUAUUAUACAAGUCGUUGGCAUGGGUGGGGAGCGGCAUUCAACCGUGAUUACCUAAGUACUCCUUGGAAAAUUGCCUCGCUUGUGGGUGCAAUUAUACUUCUUGCUCUUACACUCACCUCAGCUGUGUUUGCUAUUCUUUCUUUCUUUAUUCACAAGUCUUAGAAAUUAUCAGCCAAAAAGAAACAUUGAUGGUGCCUGUUGUUUCUCUGCAUCUUGUAUUGUUGGCUUUUUGAUUGCUGUUCUUUUUUUCUUUUUCUUUUUUUUUGUUGUCUGAA
Molecule: messenger RNA, 1549 nt
Organism: Papaver somniferum (opium poppy)
Lineage: Eukaryota; Viridiplantae; Streptophyta; Magnoliopsida; Ranunculales; Papaveraceae
Product: UPF0481 protein At3g47200-like
Exons: 1
Coding region: 111-1436 (441 amino acids)
Source: RefSeq, a predicted model, not a curated record